Molecule: messenger RNA, 1683 nt
Organism: Magnolia sinica
Lineage: Eukaryota; Viridiplantae; Streptophyta; Magnoliopsida; Magnoliales; Magnoliaceae
Product: bifunctional nuclease 1-like
Exons: 11
Coding region: 474-1460 (328 amino acids)
Biological process (GO): protein ubiquitination
Cellular component (GO): VCB complex; nucleus
Molecular function (GO): nuclease activity
Source: RefSeq, a predicted model, not a curated record
AGAUUUUUCGCCUCUCUCUCUCUCUCUCGACUCCGGUUCUCUUUUUAUAUAACAAUUCCUCUCUCACGUUUUAGUUGCUUCCAAUCUCUGGAAUCCGAUUCCUUUCUCUCUAAGCUUUUCUAUUUAUUUUUUUUCUUCCUUUUUCUGAUUUUCUGUAAUCGCUGUAAAUCCGUGCAUUUCACGCUAUCUGACACAGAUCGGGUCGAUUCUUCCUUUUAAUCGUCGCAGAUAGGCGUUUUCCUCGCCAAGAUCGGCUAGAUUCUUAAAAAACAAAAAAACAAAAACUGCUGAUCGGUGGCGUUUUUGCUUUCGAAAGGCCCUUUUCUAGCGUUUCCCCGCCUGCAGAUCGGAUUUGCCUCGCAAAAUUUUAGAUUUCCUGACGAAUUUUUGGUUUCUCGCAAAAAUUACGGAUUUUGAAGAAUCUCGUAAGGUUACGGAGAUUCGAGGUCGGAAGAGGUUAAGUAGGAGGCGAGAUGGGAGCUUUACAUGGACCAGUUAUCUGCCCCUCUGUCCGUGUGAAACAAACUGGACUUAGUACUGUGCCGGUGAAUGGGCCUUUCAUGAAGUCUAAGGUUCUUAGAAGUGAAUUUUGGGGAUCUAAAGGGAGCUGCCGAAAUCGAACUCAGGUCAAGGCUCCAUCUCCUCAUCCAUACAUAGGAGUGCAUAGGAGAAUCCACUGCACUUUCAGUUCAUCAUCGAAUGGUAAUGGAAGCAAGGCAGAGAACUUCGGUGAGAAUGACGAAGAAUAUGUGAACUCCAGUGUAGUUGAGGCUGUUGAGGUGAAAAGUGGUGCCGACGGCUUCCUAAUUAAAAUGCGAGAUGGCAGGCAUUUAAGAUGUGUUCAUAACAACCCUCAGGGUGGACAUCUGCCAGAUUAUGCUCCACAUCCUGCUAUUGUUCUGAAGAUGGAAGAUGGAAGCGAUCUUCUUCUUCCUAUCAUUGUCUUGGAGAUGCCAAGCGUGUUGCUUAUGGCUGCUGUCCGCAAUGUUCACAUUGCUAGGCCCACUUUAUAUCAAAUAAUAAAGGAAAUGAUUGAGAAAAUGGGAUAUUCUGUGCAGUUAGUUCGAGUGACUAAAAGAGUAAAUGAGGCAUAUUUUGCUCAGUUGUACCUUGCAAAGGUUGGCGAUGAAACCGAGAGAGUAAGCUUUGAUCUCCGGCCUUCAGAUGCCAUAAAUAUUGCAGUGAGAUGCAAGGUGCCGAUUCAAGUCAACAAACAUCUUGCUUAUAGUGAUGGAAUGAGAGUUGUUGAGCCUGCAAAGGUGGCAAUCCAGGCCCCACUCUCAGAUGGCUUGUUGUUCACAGAACUGGACAGACCCGAUGGUCAGCCAUGCGUUGAAGCCAAAGAAUUUAAUCUGGUGCGUAACAUGCUGAUAGCUGCUAUUGAAGAACGCUAUGGAGAUGCAGCUCAAUGGAGAGACGAGCUCAGCCAACUCCGAUCUAAGAAAAAGAAAUGGACAUGACAGUGACCUUAUGCACAGGUGUAGAUAAAGCUAUUAUGGAAAGCGGAUGAGGAUGAGGUCAGCUUCCGCAUAGUCAUAUAUAUAUAAUCUAUAUACAUGUCUACCUAGUCUAGUUAGUAAAUUUGUGAAUAACUGUACAGAUGCAACUGUUAAUGUGACGUGUUGGAGCUUGUGCAGCUUCUUUUGGUUUUAUCAUAAUUCCAUGCGAAACCUGUUAAUCGUU